AUGGUCAUCUGCCUCUACCGCGAUCAACUUUACCUAGUUGAAUCCGCACUAGAAGGGUCCAAGGUCGCGGUCAAAACCGUGGACAGCGCGAAAGGUUCAGAAAAAUCUGUCGUCAUCGUGUGCGCAACGCGCACCCACAUCAACCCUAAGCGCAAUCUCUCCUUCUUUGCGGAUCCCCAGCGCCUUAACGUCGCUCUCUCCAGGGCUCGCGACGAUCGACAGGGAGCGAUGGAGCGUGCCAAAGCCUGA
Molecule: messenger RNA, 249 nt
Organism: Ostertagia ostertagi
Lineage: Eukaryota; Metazoa; Nematoda; Chromadorea; Rhabditida; Trichostrongylidae
Source: the annotation of a GenBank genome assembly